UGUAAACAACAACCGAGUGGUCCCGGCAGUGCAGUGCGGUCUAUGAAUAGUUGCAGUCGUUACUUCAAUGUCAGCUGGCAACAGACCCAAGUCGGCUAACCGAAGCGAGUCACAUUGAUCAGCACGAGCACAGUGUCCGAGGACAAUCAAAAUCACACCAUAUACUUAGUACCUUCGUCUAUUACCAUACCAGCACCAUGUCGCAACGACAAGUGUUCGACUCCAAUUGCAUGACGCUCACCAGGUUCGUGUUGGACGAACAGAAAAAGGUGCCUACGGCCACUGGAGACCUAACGCAAUUGUUGACCAGCAUACAGACAGCCGUGAAAGCCGUUAGCUCGGCCGUGCGCCGGGCGGGUCUGGAUCAUUUGUACGGCAUGGCUGGUUCCACGAACGUGCAAGGGGAAGACGUGAAAAAAUUGGACGUUCUCAGCAACGAAUUGUUUAUCAACAUGUUGGCUUCGUCCUACAAGGUGAACAUGUUGGUGAGCGAAGAAAACGAAACUACCAUAGAGAUCGAGACUGAAAAACGGGGAAAGUACAUCGUGUGCUUCGACCCAUUGGACGGAUCGUCUAACAUAGACUGUCUGGUAUCCAUCGGAUCCAUCUUCGGAAUUUAUAAGACGAUUGACGAGAGCAACGAAAUCAACGUCAAGAACGUUUUGCAACCUGGUAGAGCUAUGGUGGCUGCAGGUUACGCACUCUACGGUAGCGCUACCAUGAUGGUGUUGUCGUUGGGCAAAGGCAGCGGUGUCAACGGGUUCAUGUUGGAUCCGGCACUUGGCGAAUUUCUGUUGACCGACCGCAACAUCAAAAUACCCAACAAAGGCAACAUCUACAGCAUUAACGAAGGAUACACUCAUCAGUGGGACGAAACCAUAACGGAAUACGUAUUGAAAAAAAAAGACCCCAAGUAUGGAAAACCUUAUGGAGCGAGAUAUGUAGGUUCGAUGGUGGCCGACGUACAUCGUACACUCAAGUACGGAGGUAUAUUCAUGUACCCAGCCUCAAAACAAUCUCCAAACGGCAAAUUGCGUUUAUUGUACGAGGGCAACCCGAUGGCAUACAUAAUCGAAGAAGCUGGUGGCGUAGCGUCCAACGGUAAAAUACCUAUUUUGGACAUACAACCUACAGCUUUGCAUGGGAGGUGUCCAAUAUUUUUAGGUUCCAAAGAUGAUGUUAACGAACUUUUGGAAAUGUACAACAAACACGCAUGAUUUGUAGGAAUUUUUUUUUUUUUUAAACGAUAUAUUUUAUAAAACAUUAAUAAUUUUAUAUAAUUGCCAUCAUAUAAAUGUUAAAAUUCGUUAUUGUGAUUUUAAUAGUUUACAGAAUAAAAUAAUUUUUUUUUUUUUCAAAAAAAAAGCAUAAUAAUUAUGAGGGAACAUAAACGAGGAAUGGACAUAAAUAUCAAAACCUUAAUCUAUCUAUGUAGUAAAAACUAAGUAAAUUAAUAAUUAAGUCACAUGUUGAAAUGCACAACCAGUAGCAAUAUUUAUGAACGGAGAGCUAAGAAUUGAUGGAAUACUUCAAGAAUGUGUAUAUCCAAGUCCUGCGUGAAGAGUAAUCCUUCUAGUGUACUACUGUAUUUUUGCACUUGUUCGUGAUGCUAUAAAAACAGAAAAAAUCAAAAUUACUGAACAAGCUCAAGUUAUUUGUUAAAGUCACAGUAGGACUCACGGCUAAAAACACUUGUUGAAGUCGUCCGAUUGUGUACUUAUACCAGUAUGUAUCAAAUGGUCUGUCGUCGGUAUCACAUUUUACUAAAUGUUCUGAUAAUAUCAUGAUGAACCUCUGAAA
This is a messenger RNA of Adelges cooleyi (spruce gall adelgid), 1800 nucleotides long. It is a transcript of the gene fbp, whose product is annotated as fructose-1,6-bisphosphatase 1. Lineage: Eukaryota; Metazoa; Arthropoda; Insecta; Hemiptera; Adelgidae. Gene Ontology annotation, biological process: fructose 1,6-bisphosphate metabolic process; gluconeogenesis; fructose metabolic process. Gene Ontology annotation, molecular function: fructose 1,6-bisphosphate 1-phosphatase activity. Gene Ontology annotation, cellular component: cytoplasm; cytosol. The transcript has 8 exons. Bases 198 to 1217 code for a protein of 339 amino acids. The record is from RefSeq and is a predicted model, not a curated record.